This is a messenger RNA of Cyphellophora attinorum, 1170 nucleotides long. RefSeq lists its product as uncharacterized. The record is from RefSeq and is a predicted model, not a curated record. Lineage: Eukaryota; Fungi; Ascomycota; Eurotiomycetes; Chaetothyriales; Cyphellophoraceae. Bases 1 to 1170 code for a protein of 389 amino acids. The transcript has a single exon.
AUGGCGUACCAAGCACCUUCAAUUCGGCCCACGCCCUUGCCAACACCAGAGCCGUUCGUUGACCCUAACGAAGACGUAGUCGACUGGUCAGAGGACUACGACGAACUUCCGCCGAACGACACAAGCUACAUCGCCUACCAAGAGUACCGUUAUGGUAUCACUGACCACACGCAGGCACCCAUGGGAUACGAUCGGUGGACUGCUGAAUGGAACGGUAACGAAGAGACGGGUGCGAUGCGAAUUGAUGACGAUGGCAGUGAGCCUGGUUGGCCUGUGGGUCGUGAUGGCGAUGUUGACGGCGAUAAGGAGAGUCUUAGCUCGACCAGCUCGAAGCGGAUCUCAGAUUCGGUACAGAAUGGCUUGAAGCGAGUGCCAGCUGAGAGUUGGUCUGAGAUGAUGCGAUCCAGGGAUGACGGCGACGAGGACGAGGCAAUGGAUGAGGACGAGCAGUCCGACUCCGAUUCCUCUUCUGGAAGCGACGGCGUCGACGAAGACGCCAACCUACACAACUCCGAUCUCCUCGAUAUCGACUCAGACUCCGACAGCGACAGCGACUCCGACGAUGACUCCGAAACGCACCGCAAAAUCGACCUCCCAGACUCCACCAUCAACAUUCUGAUGCCGAAUGAACACAAUCGGGACACCACUCCAAACACCGGUCUCGGCGCCACCCUCACCUUCACCCGCUCCUCAAGCCCCAACUCCUCAACCAAGAUCCGAGAGAUGGAGUGGUCCUGGGCCUCAUUCGAUGAGCCCGCAUCCGCACUCCUCCAGAACGACGAGCUCCUCUAUCUCAAGGACACCCUAUGGCAGAUCCGCGAAGCCAUUCCGAAGAUGCGAGACGCGGCGAGUCAGGCUGACAGGGAUGAGUUAGAGGUGACCGUGCAACAGCUUGCCGCAGGGCUAGAGCAGCAUCGAAAGGCGAGGGAUGCGCUGCUUGCGGAGCAGUAUGCGCGACGGGCUAGGCGGGGUGCAUUCAGUGGUGCUGAGGCCCUCGGUGGUUCGAACGGGGGCGAAGCCGAUCGUGUCUUCGACUAUCAGUUGGAGGUGGCGAAGAAGCGGGCGGAGGAGGCCGUGCAAUUGGAGAGUCUGUUGGGUCUGCUUACUCUGUCGGACGAAAGUCAGGCAAAGGCCGGCUUAGACAGCUUGAUGGAGGGUCUGAGGUUGUAA